UCCCCGUGUGGGGGGAGAUGGAGGGGACGGGGACAGACCGCGACAGUGAGACAUCGGGAUCCACCCCGGGCUCCCACGGAACUCAUGCGGUGAAGAGAACACCAGGACUGACCCCGGGAGGACACUUAAGCCCAGGCCCUUGGACUCCCCAGAGCCCGGAGAGGUCCAAGAAGACCCCGGGAUAGACCUCCCCGAUCUCGGGAUAGACCCUCCGGAGCCCUCGGCUGUCUGGCCACUCCCUCCUCCCCGCACACUUUGGGGGACUUACGUGCAGCUUCCCUUAGGGGAUGAGGCUGGGGAGGUUGGGGGCUGCUGAGCUCCCCCAUGUCCCCCCCGGGCCCCCCCCUAUCCCUUCGUGCGGGGGUGGAGGUGUGAAGCAGGAAGGGCCCUGGGGAGCAGCGGUAUUCUGUUUAAAGGAGUUUUGGUGUCUUGGUCCCCCACCCCCACAGCCUGUGGCUUCACAAUAAAAGGUGUCAGGACACAGGCAGUUGCUCACUCAGUCACCGGCCGUCACCAGCUCAGGGGGCUCACCAUGGCUUCCAUCUUCCUCCUGCUGCUGCUGCUGGUGGGAGGUAACGGGGACCCUCCUGCUUCCCGGGGGGAAUGGUCACCCCAAGCAACACAGGCCGCAGCCCCCCAACCCUGCCAGGGUGACCCAAUGUCCUGGUGCUGGGACAUGGAUACGGCCACACGCUGUGGCUGGGAGCAGCGAUGCCAGGACAUCUGGGACAGCCUGGCCCUGGGGAAUGUGGCUGAUGGGGACAACAUGGCUGAUGGGGACAACAUGGCUGAUGGGGACGGCAUGGUGCAGGACAGGGGGAUUAAGUGCCGCCUGUGCACCAAGGUCUUGAAGAGGAUACAGGCACUGGCAGGUGACAACCCCGACAAGGCGGCGGUGGAAGCAGCAUUGCAGAAGGGUUGCCGGAUGCUGGGCCGGGCCAUGGGCAGGCAGUGCCGGCGGCUGGUAAAAAAGUACCAGGACCAGAUCACCGAAGGGCUACAGAAUGGGGAAAUGCCCCGGGACAUCUGUGCUGCCAUGGGCAUCUGCCAGUCCUGAGCAUGGCACAGCCCUGAGUGCUCCCCGAACCCUGACACCCCUCCAGUCCCUGAUGCCCCUGGAGCCCAGCCAUCCCUCUCCCUCACAAUAAAGCCUCUC
This is a messenger RNA of Hirundo rustica (Barn swallow), 1156 nucleotides long. RefSeq names its product antimicrobial peptide NK-lysin-like. Gene Ontology annotation, biological process: antimicrobial humoral immune response mediated by antimicrobial peptide; defense response to bacterium; killing of cells of another organism. The transcript is spliced from 5 exons. NCBI's taxonomy places the organism in Eukaryota, Metazoa, Chordata, Aves, Passeriformes, Hirundinidae. The record is from RefSeq and is a predicted model, not a curated record. The coding region runs from base 533 to 1057 and encodes 174 amino acids. Gene Ontology annotation, cellular component: cytolytic granule.